AUGAGUAGCAUUGUUAAAAAGGGAAGUCAGUUCACGCCAAAGUUUAAAAAGGCAGCAAAAAAGAAAGUAUUCAGUCGCGGUCUCUCUACUCCUGCAUCAACUCAAGAGGCAGCAAAAGUAUCGACCCCGCUAGGUGUUGUACAAAGUACUUCUCACAACGUCUCGGGGGAAGUACCAGGAAAUUUCUCAGGAGAUGUAUCACAACAUACGUUACAAUCACAGUAUGGUCAAAAAGAAGGGCUUGAUACCCCUGCUGCUACCCAACUACAAGACCAAAAUGCAUCGGUAUCAAGAAAAGAUAAUGUUGACCCGAGUUUGGCAUCAUCGCGACUGGCUAUUGAAGACGACGAGAAUGUAGGUCCCACGGACAAGCUUAAUCAUAAACUCAAGCUACCAGAUUCGGCUAUUGCAGAUAGUUCUGAUGAGGAGGAAAACAACGAUAAACACAAUAGUGGAACCGGAACGAAAAUUUCCAGUCGACGUGCCUCUACUACACAUAGAAGGCUUUCGGGAAUACAUCACGGUGGGUACAAGAGCCGUUCUGGUUCGAUAUCUCACAACUAUCUGGAUCAUCUGCACUCUCAACUGCAUGUGCACCAACAAUCUGCAAAGAUCAUCAUUCCUCAGCAUAAGGCCACAAAGAGGAGAAGAUCGCUGACUAGAGCAUCUCGAAGAAGGUCGCUGUCACAAGCAGGUUUGCCCUUGAAUGUGGCACCUGCAUUAAAACCAUCCACUAUUGCACCCAAACCCGUUACCCAUUCAAAGCAUGCGUCAAAAACAUCAAAGGAACAAACAUUAGCACCAUAUCCAGAACCUGUAGCCGCCGCCGCCACGGCAGCUACUGCUGCUGCUGCUGCUGCUGCAGCUGCGUCGUCAUCAUCAUCAUCAUCAUCAUUGCCGCUGUUAACUCUAGCAGCAAAGGCUGCUGCUGGUGCUGCACCAAUCAGUAAAAUCAUGAAUGAAGCCGAGAAGGAUACAGAGAAGAACAAUGAAAACUUCCAUAGAAGCACUUCACCAACAAAAGAGGGCGUGAGUGCAGACUUUGUGCUUGGCUUGGACCCGGUGACGAACAAAGUACGCAAGUAUAGAAGAAAAACAGCAGUACUUCGGGAUGCUGCUAAUAGCGCCAACGAGUUCUCCAGGACAUCUGAUAUCAAACUUGAGGAUAUUAUUCCAGUUGAGCCCGACAAUUUAGUCACAAAAAUUAGUAGUGUGAACCAAUUGCCUAGUCAUAUAAAGGAGGAGGAUUUGUCGCUAUACAAUGAGCUUGAGUUUGACUAUGAGGGAAUGACGAUGGCAGACUUGUGUAAGCCAACUUUGAAAAUUGGUGAAGUGAGCUCGAAUUAUAAUUUGGUCCAAGAGGCAGAGAGAGAAAGGAAGCGCCAAAAAUUACAGAGACGACUAAACCGAGAGAAGGCGAGAAAUGAAGGUAUUUCGCUUGAACAGGCAACGUUGAUGAAUGAAGGCGGGACAGAAGAAGAGAUUCGAAAUGCUGCUGGUAAUGGAUAUGGUAGUGGCAACGGUAAUGGCAGAGCGGUUCAGGAUGUAAAGGAUGACUUUUUGAAACUUGAUGCUGAUGAUGAGCCUCUGACUUCUACAACUUUGCAAUUGACUUUGGUGGAUGGGAAAAUUAAGUAUAGUGAGGAGUCCGCUGUGGUUGUUAAGCACAGGGCGGAUACUUCCACUCGGACUGUUGAGCAAUCAAACCCAUAUGCAAACCCUGUAAAAUCCAAUACCUAUGGUAAGCAAUCUCAUACAGACAAGUGGUCAUCGAUGGAGCGCCAUGAGUUUUACAAGGCACUUAGUAUGUUUGGCACUGAUUUCUCGUUGAUUGCGCAAAUGUUUCCUCACAGAACCAGAAAACAAGUUAAAGCGAGAUUUGCAUUAGAGGAGAAGAAAUAUCCCGAAGUUGUCGAAGUUGCGCUUCGAAGGAAAUUACCGGUAGAUUUCGAUGAGUAUUGCAAAAACAUCAAGAAUGGUGUUAAGACGAUGGAGCAGUAUAAUGAAGAUUUGCGUAGAGUGAGGUUGGAGCAUGAAGAAAGUAUGAAUGCGAUAGCACUUGAGCGCGAGAAGGCAUUUAAAGAAGAUGCCGAGGCUAGCAGGCGUAGGGAGAUUGAGAUUAGAACAGGUGUUAAGCCAAUGACCAGAGCCGAAAAGGUGAGAGAAUUGCGUAAGAAUGAAAUGGUUUUGGGAUCUAUAGAUGAUAUAAAGCGUCAAAGAGAGGAGGAGGCGGAGGAGGGGGCGGCGGAAGUAUAG
This is a messenger RNA of Lodderomyces elongisporus, 2256 nucleotides long. Its product is annotated as transcription factor TFIIIB subunit. Gene Ontology annotation, molecular function: TFIIIC-class transcription factor complex binding. Gene Ontology annotation, cellular component: transcription factor TFIIIB complex. The transcript has a single exon. NCBI's taxonomy places the organism in Eukaryota, Fungi, Ascomycota, Pichiomycetes, Serinales, Debaryomycetaceae. The record is from RefSeq and is a predicted model, not a curated record. Gene Ontology annotation, biological process: RNA polymerase III preinitiation complex assembly. Bases 1 to 2256 code for a protein of 751 amino acids.